Molecule: messenger RNA, 2610 nt
Organism: Cyclopterus lumpus (lumpfish)
Lineage: Eukaryota; Metazoa; Chordata; Actinopteri; Perciformes; Cyclopteridae
Product: carbohydrate sulfotransferase 3-like
Exons: 3
Coding region: 370-1677 (435 amino acids)
Biological process (GO): carbohydrate metabolic process; N-acetylglucosamine metabolic process
Cellular component (GO): Golgi membrane
Molecular function (GO): chondroitin 6-sulfotransferase activity; N-acetylglucosamine 6-O-sulfotransferase activity
Source: RefSeq, a predicted model, not a curated record
CUGACCGGCAGCCUUCUCAAACAUGAGUCCAUCUGCUCCACAGGUUUCACUUACUCAAACCAGUCGAGCUACUUCUUCUUUUGGAUUGGACAGUGUUUUGUCACACGAGUGAAGUCUUGUUGGGAAGUAAUGGAUUUAAUUUCUCUCCGGAGUCACUCUUUGAGGAAAGGCUGACCAACGUUACGCAUGAGCCGAAGCUGGAAGCCUUCAGACAUCGCAGCUCAUCGUGAUGGAUGAAACAUCGCCUACAACGGGGAAUACAAAAUAACUGGAAGGUUCUUUAAGGAGGCGACUGGAGACUUGCAAGAUUGGCAGAACCCAUUAAGAAGCGGUCUGUAAAAGCAUAUCCUGGCACAGCUACAUCCAAGAAUGAGGAUCAAAUACACAAUAUCCAUCGUCUUUUUUGUGGCACUUGUUAUCAUUGAGAAGGAAAACAACAUUAUCUCAAGGGUGUCAGAUAAGCUCACCUUAAAGCAGACCCCCCAGACCCCUCUACAGCCCAGUGGUUUCUCCCACAUACUGCUGAAGCACAAUGGUUCCUUUACCUCACACAGCAAGUUGGACUCUGCCUUCACGCUGAUGAAGCGGCGCCUGGAGGACUACAGCCAGCACCAGGAGGCGGUGACGGGGGGCAGGAAACACAUCCUCCUGUUAGCCACCACCAGGACGGGCUCCUCGUUUGUGGGAGAGUUUUUCAACCAGCAGGGCGACAACAUGUUUUACCUGUUUGAGCCGCUGUGGCACGUGGAGAAGAUGUUGACGCUGGAGACCGGCGGCACCAACGCCACGGCGGCAGUUAAGGCGUACCGCAAUGUGCUCCAGCAGCUCUUCCUGUGUGACUUCUCCCAGCUGGAGAGCUUCAUAGACCCCCUCCCUGUGGACCAUAUCACCGCCGCUCUAUUCCGCAGGGAGUCCAGCAGCUCUCUCUGUGAGGAGUCAGUCUGCAGCCCCUUCAUCAGGGGGGUCUUUGAGCGUUAUCACUGCAGGACCAGACGCUGCGGUCCCCUGAACUUGACCAUGGCGUCUGAGUCCUGCCUCCAAAAGGAGCACAGGGCCAUCAAGUCAGUGAGAGUGCGUCAGCUGGAGAACCUCCGUCCUCUGGCUGAGGACCCGCGCCUUGACGUGAAGUUCAUUCAGCUGGUUCGGGACCCUCGGGCUGUACUUGCCUCGCGUAUGGUGGCCUUUGCAGCCAAAUACAAGAACUGGAAGCAGUGGGCUAUGGAUGGGGAAGUUCCAAUCGAUGAUGACGAAGUGAGAAAGCUGAAAGGGAACUGCGACAACAUCAGGAUGUCGGCUGAGAUCGGCCUCCGUCAGCCACCGUGGCUGCGCAGGCGUUACAUGCUGGUGCGGUACGAGGACAUCGCCCGGUUCCCCAUGAGGAAGGCAACGGAGAUGUACAGGUUUACCGGAAUCCCGUUCACUCCACAAGUGAAAUCCUGGAUCCUGAAGAACACACAGGCCUCCAAGGAGACCAGCGGUGUUUACUCCACACAGAAAAACUCCUCAGAGCAAGUCGAGAAGUGGAGGUUCACGUUACCAUUUAAAAUAGCCCAGGUUGUGCAGAAGGUUUGUGGACCAACGCUGAAGCUUUUUGGGUACAAAUUUGUAAGCAGUGAAGAAAUGCUAACAGAUAAGUCUAUUAGUUUGAUUGAGGACAAAGUGUUCAACUUUCUAUAGACUUGUUACGGACAUCAACUCUGAACUCAGAUCCAGGAAAAAAAAAAAAAAACUUUCAGAAAACUCUGAAAUUACAUAUUUAUUAGGGCAAUUUAUCCUCAUACAGAGAGCCAUAUAUGUUAUGAAUGUGUGCUAUUUAAAGGUUUGUCAUAUUUAAAAUAGUUUAAUGAAGAAAAUGUAUUGUUGAGCAGAAAGUUCAUAUACAACUUUUAAAUAUUGAAGCAAGGGUGUAUAUAGAGACUUUACAAAUGGGGGAAAUAGAAAGCUAUCUUUGUUUUUGCACUCCGAACUAUUUUUUAUGUCCAAACUGUAUCGUUGGCUUGAUUUGCAAAGCCUGUCCAAAUUUAACUUCUUAGCAAAUAUAGGAAAAUCCCGCUGGAGAUAGCUCAGGGUUUGUGAACAACAGCGAACUGUUUUAAACACUUCCAGGAACCUUCACGAGUUAUUUUCUUUCAGCAACUUGAGUUUGCAACGUAGGCUGCUUUUACACCAAAGGAACUUAAAACGAAAUGUUUAUGCAAAGCCAAAAGAAAGUCAAAAAAUAAAAGCUUUGGCAGGAAGAGGAAAACAACAAGGGUUUCCCAAAGUUAUUUCUACGCAUGAGACUUAGUCUCUUAAUUUAUUUAUUUCUUCUUUGCCAAGAGUCAUAAUGACUCUAGCUCUGAAUGCGCACAGGCUCAUUCGCCCCCUGCCGGGGCUUUUCUUGCACACGUAUACUGUAGUUUGCUGUACAUGCAUGUUUAUAAUUGGCCAAAAGUGUUUGAAGUUGUCCUCGGGAUCGGAAGGAUCCGUUCUGUAAAAACAGAUGUUUACACUGCCACCGUAUGCGGACAUUCCAACUGCAGCUGGUUUGCAGUAUUGUGUGAGGUUUGUCGGCAGGUCUGUCUGUUGACUCAAGUCUCUCGGCUGGUGAUAAAAAGAGGACCCGAUACU